GGGUUUUUAGCGACGGCACCGGUAUGGUUGGCCAGGAUAGCCUUCAAAAUGGGUUUAUAUGGCGAUCAUAACAAGUUUGAUUACUCGUAUCAGUUGUUUGAUAAGGAAAUUUCUUCGCACCAGAAGUCAUUGGAUUUGAAUACUAAACGCGAUUAUAUCGACGGAUACCUAAUGGAAAUGGAUGCAAACUGCCGGACAUUUUUCGGUGCCGGAAGUGUUACCAUCAGGACUAUCACUGAAUGGAUGCUAUUAUUUGCCGUCAGAUAUACUGAACACCAGAAGAGGAUUCACUCAGAGAUCGAUUCUGUGGUCGGAAGAGAUCGGAGUCCCUGUUAUGCCGACAGACUUCAUAUGCCGUCCACUCAGGCGUUCAUUAAUGAAGUCUUUCGACUCAAAACUCUGGAGCCAUUGACUUUUCGGUGCACAACAGAUGAUACAACAGUUUUGGGUCAAUUCAUACCGAAAGGCACCAGAAUUAUGGGCAAUAUAUGGGCCGUUCAUAACGACCCCAAAGUAUGGCAUAAACCGCAAGACUUUAAUCCGAAUCGAUUCCUCACAAGUGAUGGCAAAGAAUUACUUAAAUUCCAUUAUUUUAUACCAUUUACUAUGGGUAGACGUAAUUGUGCCGGUGAGGGGUUGGCACGAGUGGAGCGUUCAGAAACGGAUCAAAACACCAAUAAUGGACACAAAAGCGACUCAAACAGAGAAAAGGAUUGCAAUAAAAGUAAAGACAAAAGCGUUGAACGAAACGAGAGAAAGAGUACUGAAAGGCCGCGAAAGACGUCGGAGUCGUCCGAUAGAGACCGACACCGAAGUAGUGAUCAGCGAAGGGAUAGGAGUAGGAGUCGCGAGAGGGAAAGGGAUAGGAAGUCGUCCCGCGAUACUAGCACCGGCGUAUUGGGCGCCUGUAGGCCGUCGUAUGUGUUAUGUAUGGGUUUGGCAGCCAAUGAACGACACAUUCACCACAUUCUCCACACAUUCUCGUCAAACCGCUCUUCAAAACACGACAACUCGUGUUUUGCCAUCAAUUGA
Messenger RNA from Oppiella nova, 1032 nucleotides. The record is from the annotation of a GenBank genome assembly. Lineage: Eukaryota; Metazoa; Arthropoda; Arachnida; Sarcoptiformes; Oppiidae.